Gadus chalcogrammus (walleye pollock) is the source of this 3324-nucleotide messenger RNA. RefSeq lists its product as uncharacterized. The record is from RefSeq and is a predicted model, not a curated record. Bases 981 to 2429 code for a protein of 482 amino acids. NCBI's taxonomy places the organism in Eukaryota, Metazoa, Chordata, Actinopteri, Gadiformes, Gadidae. The transcript has 3 exons.
AUAUGGGGAAAAACUAUGAUCUGCCACUAAACUAGAAGAAGAAGAAGAUCUCUGCAUCCGGUACGUCACGGACUAGGUCACGUGUCCUGGCCACAUAACGCGGAAGCAAGUCGCUCCUGUAUGUUACCAUGCGCCACUGAGCAGUUUGCAUAGGAAUGAAUGGGCGGCCAUUUUCCAGUCCGUGGUCCAUCCUUUAUUAUGUACAUGAUCUGGCAGCCGAGUCAAUCCGACACCCAUGUCUGACACCCACACCCAUAGAUAUAUAUAUAUUAACUAGAUGCCUCGUCCGCGGUGCUGGCCAAUGGAGUCGAACGUCACCACUGGUGGCCAUUUUACCACAGUAAGCUGCUCACCAAUAACAUUGUGUUGGUAGUGAUUCAUGUACUUUUUAAAUAACCAUAACUUGCUCAAUUUUCAACAGAUUUUCAAACGGUUUGGUUUGUUAUAAACAUCAGAGAUGUAGGUAUGGCAGUGCAUACUUAUGAAUAAUUGUUAGGUUCUAAGAAAAAUAGAAUAAGGUUCUAUUUUUCAAGUCCCUGCCAGACCUCCAAUUCGGAGAUGUUUACAUUUAUCUUGUGGAGAAUCCCUCCCCUUACACAGCCGCCAGGAUGAGAGCAUACAAAAGUACGGACAGUUAUAUGUAUUUUCAAUCUGGAUGGGUCAAUAAUGCUGCCGUUUGGGAGGUGAAGGACAAGAAAUUUUUCAUUGUCAAGGCGAAGGUGAGUGUUAAUUAGCGUUAUCUAACUUUGAUCUGGGUUGUUAGUAUAAGUUCACUUUUUCAGUCAGCAUUCUAGGGCAGUAGUGACAAUGCAUGAAUAUUUUGGUUAGGUUGACACAGUCCCUUAUAACAUAAAGAUAAUCAAAACGUUCUCCCUCCCAAAUGUCAGGUAAACCAUUUCUACAGGUUAAAUGACUCCCAUUUGACAGCUUGGGUUGCUGUGGAGAAAGAGGGAUUGGUGCGAUUUGGCCACUGCACAUGUAUGGCCGGUUUAGGGGAAGUGUGUUCACAUGUAGGUGCCAUACUCUACGCUUUGUUAGCAGCUGUGAACAAACUGAGUGGCACUGCAUGCACUGAUAAGGCCUGUAGCUGGAACGAGCCUAGUAUGGCAGCCAUAAAGACAGUAGUGUAUGCAGAAGGGAGCCAGAUAGGUUUCACAAAGGCCCAGAGAAAGAGAUCUGCUGAUGGUUGUGAUGACCUCCCCCCGGUCAAGAUUCCACCUCCAACCCAAGAUGAAUGCACAGCACUCUACAGUAUGCUACAUUCAUCAGAAAGCACUGAAAAGCAACCGGUCAAAAGUUCAAUUUUGUCUGUUAUCCCUGGCCAUGCAAAGAGGUAUAUACCUCGAGCAGUGCAACUGAACAUCCCAGCACCCUUAAGCCAGAUGUACAAGCCCCAGCACAGGUCACUGUCACACCAAGAACUGCAGGCAAAGAGUGAGGAAGUGUUCACAGGGUUAAGCAUAACGGAAGAACAGUGCCGUGUCAUAGAAAAUGAGACAAGACCACAGGCAAAAUGUGCCAUGUGGUUUGACCAGAAGGCAGGAAGGGUGACUGCGUCAAACAUCCGAGCAGCCUGCCACACGGACCCAGACAAACCAGCUGUUUCCCUGCUGAAGAAACUGUGCUAUCCAGUGGCUUACAAGGACCCAAACAACAACACACCACACUCUCUCAGAUGGGGCACUGAACACGAGGGAACGGCAGUUGAGGAGUACACCAAAACAAUGGAGAGCCACCACACCAACCUCACUGUCAGGAAGGGAGGCCUGGUCAUUAACCCUCAAUAUCCAUGGUUAGGGGCAUCCCCAGACGGCAUAUUAACAUGUGACUGCCAUGAAAUGGGUGUGUUGGAAGUAAAGGCACCCAGCAGUCUUGAUGAUAGCACAUUGGGGGAGAAAAGUAAACAGGACAGCACGUUCUGUCUCAAAGAGGUUGGCGGUAAACUUUUCUUAAAGAGGGACCAUCAGUACUUCUAUCAGGUGCAGACACAAAUUCAUCUGACACAAGCAAGCUACUGUGACUUUGCUGUCUGGGGACCGGGGAAAGGAGGGAAUGGGGAAAUGCACAUUGAGAGGAUUCUGCCCGAUACUGACUUUUUUGAGUCCAUGUGUGAAAAGGUUAGCAAAUUUGUGAAGAAAUGUGUCAUCCCAGAGCUUGUAGCAAAGGUGUUCACAGCUCCUAUUCUAACAUCACAUGACAAAAAAACAUCUGAAGGCAAGGGCUGUUACUGUGGGGUCCCUGUAUUGCACAAUGAAGACAGACUUGAGUGUAAGUCAGGAAUCUGUAAAAGACAACUCAUUCAUAGAAGUUGCUUAAAGUUUGACACCACACAUUUAAAAAUAUCAAGUUGGAAAUGCAUUUACUGUAAAAGUGAAAUAGCUAAAGAGAAGAGGGAUAACAAAAAACAGAACAAUCUGAACAAAGUGUAAGUGUUUUAUUCAACACGGGUGUGUAUAGAAAAUAUUUAGAUAGAUGUAUAUAGACAGAUAUAUAGUACAGUUUUGUAUAUAGAUGUAUAUAAUUACAUAUAUACAUACGCACAGUAGUUUUGUAUAUAGAUGUAUAGUUACAUAUUUACAUACACACAGUAAAGUUUUGUAUAUAGAUGUAUAGUUACAUAUAUACAUACACACAGUAGUUUUGUAUAUAGAUGUAUAUAGUUAGUUACAUAUAUACAUACACACAGUAGUUUUGUAUAUAGAUGUAUAGUUAUUUACAGGGUUGCCACUCUUUUGUAAUGUUACAUUUCAAGGAUUUUUCAAUCACUUUACAAAAACAAAUAAUUUAUUACAUUGGGACCAAUAAUUCAUAGAAUUUUUUUGUAAAAAGGUAAUAAAACACUAAAAUAUUAAAAGUAUGAAUUCAUUUUUGUCACUGUCCUUAUUUCAUUGAUGGAAAUAACAGUGACUUCACUGUUAUUAAAGUUUCUUCUCAUGUUCAACCCAAAGGAAUAAUUGAAGGAGCCAAAUUUGUCAGUGCACAGCACACACAGACUAUUUUAUCUAGAGGUGUAAGACCUUCAGGAUGCUCAGCUUCACACAUUUGAAUCCCAAUUGUACUUUGAAGUAUGGUGUACCGAUUCCUUGCCUCACCGAUAACUCUUUCCACAUGUAUCCUAACUGAUGCAAGUCCUCGUGUGGACUCUAAUUCCACUGGACCCAACUGCUUUUUGCCUCUAGUGAAAGCUGGGAUCUUAAGCUCAGCAUUGUACAGACCAACUGAGUCUGCCACAUCAAACCCUCUAUCAGCUAGUAUGACAUCACCUGGGUUGAGGUGAUCCAAAAAUCCACUUCUUUCAGUCAAGUGUUUGUCUGAUGUUCUCCC